This is a messenger RNA of Dentiscutata erythropus, 3309 nucleotides long. Lineage: Eukaryota; Fungi; Glomeromycota; Glomeromycetes; Diversisporales; Gigasporaceae. The record is from the annotation of a GenBank genome assembly.
UUAAACCACAAAGUUCUCUGCAUUGGUCAUAAGUCAGCUAUUACUGCCUUAACUAUCACAGAAGGGCAAACUGAUGGCUGUGUUGGAAAUAAUUAUGUAUUAAUUAGUGCUUCGGAGGAUGGAGAAGUUAUGAAAUGGUGUUUAUUAGAUGGAAGGUGUCUUAUGUGCAUUCCUAAAGCCUUUGAUGGCACGAUUAGGAGUAUCAAACCAUUAGCUACAUGUGCUGAGACACCUAAAUAUCUCCUUUGUUCCGGGUUCUCGGACGAGAUUACUAUAUUAGACUAUUCAUCCUUGGAGAUCGUACGAGUUUGGGCUGGCCAUAACGAUUGGGUUGCUUGUACUCCAUUUUAUGAUUCCGCUAAUUCACAACUCUUUUGUAUGAUUUCGGCAGAUGCACGCCAAAUAAAGCUUUUAUCAUCAAAUUUUAAUGGAUUUCUGAAAAUCUGGGCAUUUGAUGAAAUCAAACAAACCAUUAUAAAAGAAUAUGAUAAUGUUGGAAUACUGCAGGCUCAGGGUGACAAAAUUUUAGAAUUAAUUAGUAACCCAUAUGAUAUUGGCGUGAUUAUGGCUAUAACGAAUAAUUUUGUUAUCACUGGCGAUGCGCAUUUAUACUCUAUAUCGUGUACGCCACGAAAAUAUCCGUCUGAAAAUGGUCAUGUAACGAAUCCAGGCUUCAUUCCACGUCGUUCAUCAUUACCUGAUUUGAAAAAAUCCAAUAGGGAGAAACUUUCAUUACCAGGCCAUUCAAAACCAAAAUUAUUAGAAUCCGUUUAUUCAAGAAAUAACGACUUAAUGAAUCAUGCUAAGAUUAUUGUAUUUGUGACCCCUAAUGCCGAGGGGAAGACAUGUAGAUAUUUGAUUUCUUUUCACAAUCAACUAGAAGGGACGUCAUUUUCAUGGAAGUUGUUGUCGGCAACUGCACAAGAACAUCAAAUAUGUGAUAGACAUGUUCAAGAAUCUAAUUGGGGUUUUGAAACUUCUUUGUCUGAUAUAUGGCCGUUGCGAAAUCUUCAAACAUCCAAAGUUACUGUUACGACCAUGGUGAAUGAUGACCAGAUAGCACUUGGAUAUGAGAAUGGGGAAAUUCACAUCAUACCAAUCUCUUUAGCAUUGACAAUGGACCCUCAAGAUUCUUCACUAAACGCAGUCAAGAUAUUGAAAGGACACUUUGGAAGAGUUACAUGUAUGUACACUCCAAGUUUUACUCAUUCUGAUCACAAACAUUUUGUGUCCGGUGGCGAAGAUUGUUCUGUAAGGAUAUGGAGCUUGGAAAAUGGAAAGCGGCUAGCAUCAUUUACAUAUCAUUCGAUGCCUGUGACUCAUUUAUUUGAGCCGCCUGACGAAACAAGUACGAGAAUUAGAGGAUGCAUAAUUUCCAUUGCAAAAGAUAAUUCUUUGGCUAUAAUUUCUUUGGAUGAGAUGAGCUGCUUGUAUAAUUUUGGCGGUUAUUCACAUCACAUAAGUAAAAUUCAAUGGAGAAUACCUGAAAGUCUUUUGUUAUUGUAUUAUAGUGAUGAGUCUGCAUAUAUAUGGCAGACACAGACUUCAGAACUAUAUCAGAUUGUUAAAGGUUCGACUGCAAGAGAAAUGAUUGAAGAUAAGACAUGGCAAACUAGCACUGUAUCGCCUCAAAAUCAUAUGUCAUAUACAAAUGAUAAAGUUAAAGCUUUGUCAUCAGUCAAUUUACAAAAAAAUGGCUCUUCCGAUUUUCAAGUUUUUAUGAUAAAUAUUAAACAAUUAAUCAACGAUAUUUAUCAUUACCACGUCUCUCAAAUUGGCUCAGGAGUUAAUUCUCCUGGUAUAAAUGCGGAAGAUUUUGAUGAAAAGCAGGAUAAAUUUUCAAAAAUUUUUUCUUGGUCAAUUAAUGGUGCUUCUCGACAAUAUAUUGCAUCGUCAUCGCCUUCCAUUUCAGAGACUGAGACCCAGGCUAUUGACGCGAGCAGUGUUCAAGUCUUAGUAUCUGCUUUGAUGACAUGGGGUAUUGAAAACUCUUUAGACCAAAUAUGUUUAGAGAAGUUAGGUCUUAAGAAACCUUCUAAUAAAAUAGCGUUUGGAUUGAGAGGGUUUAAUGGCAAUUUGUCAGUUGCAGCACCUUCUGAUGAUCAUUCUGAGUUCUGGAAAAUAUCUCAAAUGAUGACAGCAGCUCAUUUAUUGUCAAUUGUUGGUUUGACACGUCCAUUCCUUUUGAUGAAAGGACUGGAGAAAUACACUAGUGACAUUAUCACUCAUUAUGGCACUAUGUUACCUGAAUUUGUAGGCACGAGAUUUCAUCAUUCUUCUUUAGCUUUCCUUUCUAAAUAUUUCCAAGAUCCAACUGAGGAUAUACGGCAUUCGGCAAGGACUCUCUUCUCUGCGGCGUUAACUAGCAUGUCAUCCAUUGAAUUACAAUCAAUCAUUGAUUAUUGGAAACAAUUUUUGCCAGCAGUAACGUCUCAAGAUGAGUAUGCUAAACAAUAUAUGGCUAAAUCAACAAUAUUAUUAGGAAUGAUAGGUGCAGAUCACCCUAAAUUUCUAUCAAAAAAAGUCUCUGAGCAUACUGCAUUAUCGCUUAUAUUGUUAUUGCAUGAAGACCCAAAAUUGGCCCACCGAUUAGCAGCACUUGAACUGUGUGCAGUUGUGAAGACCAUACUUGGAUUUGCAGUGGAUUCCGAUACUAAUGCAGCAGCAGUGAAAGCCAUGGCGCAAAAAGCAAUAUUUCAAAUAGCAUCGGUUAACACUCCAUUAUGUAUCUCCACCCUUACCUAUGAUACUAAUAAUUCCAAAAAGCCUGCAGAAAAAAAUGGAUUUUUAAAAUUGAUAUCAUUAUUUAUUCGUAAAAAACCGCUUGUACUUUAUAACAGCCUCUCAUCAUUAGUAGAAGCAGUGGUUAAAUCAUUAGACCCAAAUAUUCCCAAAAUGCGGGAUACGGUUCUACAAACUACGACAAACGUUUUACAUGAUUUAGUAAAAACAUUUCCUUCAAUUUCAUUUCAUGGUGCAACACAGAAGCUUGCGGUUGGAACACAGGAAGGAGCAUCUAUUAUAUAUGACUUAAGGACAGCAACACGAUGGCACAUACUGGAGGGCCAUACAAGAGCAGUUACAGCAGUAACAUUUUCAUCUGAUGGGAAAUUCAUAGUAUCAUGUUCACUUGAAGAAGGAACGGUUCGAGUAUGGAACCCAAGUCCUGGAAUUUUAGGAAUUCUAGCUGGAUCGUUAACUAAUGGCAAUAUGGGUAGCAAUUCAGAUGGUAAAAGAUUUAAAUCAUUAUCGACAUCCACGAAUCCUUGUAAAACAUUUAGAUUCAAUCUUGGAGAUGAUGGUUUGUAA